CGGACAGUCGACUAUAUUAACUGUGACAUAAAUUUAAUUCUUUAAAUAAAUAAAUAUUACAAUUUUUUCCACUUUUUCGUAAUUGAGUCAUAACAAUUUUUAAAAUAAAUUCAAUUUAUUAUGGAGUUUAUUGCAAAAGCCGAAGAAAAACAUGGUAAAAUUAUAUUAAAUUCAUUAUUUAGACAAUCAUUUUUAUAUUUUUAAAAGGUCCUUAAACUAUAGGUAUACUAUAAAAAAAAUUAUUUAGACUAUAAAUAAUAUGAUAAAAAUGUACCCAUUUAAAUGAAUCACCCAGUAUGAGUUUUUUACUCAUAUUAUUUUUCCGUCAUAAGAUAUCUAUAACGUACCGUAAUUUCCACUCAAUGAUAAAUUUAUCACCGAUUAUCGUAUUUUCCCAACGUUAUUGAUUAUGAUGAUAUUUUAAUUUAAUGUCAAUAUUUGUAUUAAAAUAUCAUUAAAUAUCAUUUUACUUCGUGAAACAAAUAUCACAUAAUUAUUGUAAGUUAUAACAAUUUUACUAUCAUACGACCUACAGUAUACCUAUAUAAUAAAUAAUAUGACAUUUAUACUUUUAUAUUUUUUAUUUAAUUUAAUUUAAUCACCCCUGUAGUUUAUGUAAAUUUUUAAUAUUUUUUUGAACAUUUUUAAAUUUGUUUUUGUAGUACAAUAGUAAUAAUUUAUGAUACAAUCAUCCAUUAAUAUUCGAAUAAUAAAUUAAAUUUAUUCAUUCGAAGAAAAAUGAAAAGGCAUAUUUUAGGCGAGAACGGGUAACUUUCAUAAAAAGUAUAGACCUGCAAGAGCCGCGCUGGUCUGGUCCUUAUAAAGCCCAGCGCGUAUUACAUUGGAGCAAGUCUGUAAGAUUCAGACUUGAACCUGAAAAAAGGAGCUGGAUCGCACAUUUUUUAGUUUAAUUUUUAGGGCAGGGUUGAGCUGAACUUCAAAUAUCAAACCAAGGAUUGGACCGGGCUUUUUAAAGUUAUGGAAUUGUAUAAUAGACCGAGCCUGAAAUUUUUUUUUUGCACAAUUAUUAUAGGGAUUGAACUGGCCCUUAACAAGAAAAUUAUUCACUUAAAGCCAGUUAUAACAUCACUGUUGUCAUAAAUUAUUAAAGGAAUGUCGUAUAGAUUUUUUUUAAAUAUAUUUGAACCAGCUAGCUUAUAUAAAAAAACUAAAUAUCUAAAACUAGACUUGACUUUUUAAAAGAUUAGCGUUAUCAGCGAACUGAGUCAGGGCCUUUUUUUUUUUACAAAAUAUGUUGGACUAGAUUGACCCAGACUUAAAAAAAAAAAUGUUGGACCAGAACAGACCGAAAAUUGACGGCCUAACAGAUCUAUAGCAAAUAUGUUUUCUGCUUUAAUAGUUCGAAUAGAUUCUAACUAUUAUUAUAAUAAUUAUUAAUGUCUUGUGCUAAUGUCUAAUUUUUCACAAAUACAUAUACUAUAUACAAUGAAAGAAAUGUAUUUGUAAAACCGAAAGAAAACAAAGGUAGUUUUAACAAUAUCUGUCACUCCUGAACCGAAAAAGAUAUUAUUAUAAAUACAUAGGAACAGGGCCGGAUUAACAUAGAUGCAAAAGAAGCUUUUUUGCUUCAGGGCAACAAAUUUAUAGAAGUAGCAAUGUUGUAUAAGUUUUGAUGUCCAAAUAUCUAUUUAGUACAAUUUUCUUUUCUCAAUGUUUAAUCGAGUAAUUAGAUUUAGUAAUUUUAUAAAUUUAUGAUUUAUGGAAAAAUAGUACUUAUUAAAUAUGUAAAAUUAAAAAUUAUAUAAUACAAAUACAACUUUAAGGGUUAACUACCAUAGUUUCCAGGUCCUCAUUAAAAAUAAAUCAAUUUUAAAAAAAAUUAUUAAUAAUGAAAAAAUAUUAUCUAUAUAACCUACCUAAUACAUUUUUUAAAUUUUGUUUAUUAUUAAUAUUAAAAACAAUUUUGGUUAUUGUUUUUUGUCUUUUUCUUUGUUUUUGAAAACAAAUUUUUCUAUACCUUAAUUAUAAAGUAGGUAAUACAUUAUAUACAUUUAUAAUUAUAAGUUAUAAUAUGUAUACAUAUUGUUAUUGUUGUUUAAUGAAAUUAUACCGAAGACUGAAGAUUAAAGGUAAUAAUACAAUAACAAAUUAAAACUGUUCCAAAUUGGUACAUAAUAGAUUUAUUAUUUAUUUAUUUAUUCAUUUAUUACUAAAGGCCGAAUAUAUUAAUAUUGUGGUCGUUGAAUUUUAAUUUCGCCUGACCACCAUUUUCAAAGUUCGGUGCCACUGACAGUGUCACUGACAGUGACCCAUUGUACAAAGUAUGUCAAUCUUUUUUAACUUUAUAUUUACCCAUGUUUAUCGUUCCUCAAAAAAGGAAUUCGUUCCUUUUUUUAAGCGUUUUUUUUUUUUUUUUUAUGAAUACGCAUAUUAUAGUUCAUAAAAAAAAGAUACCGAGGGCAGGCGUAACUACUGUUACGCCCGCCUGUUAGGUGGGAAAUUGGGGAGGUAAGAUAACAAAAGUUGGAGACUAUUCUUAUUUUUUAGAAUUUACAUGUUUAAAACCCUAAUAAAUUAAAUAAAAUUAAUUUCCUAGUUCCUACCCAAAAAAUGAAAAAAAAUAUAUUAUUUGAAAAAAAAUGUAUCAUCAAUUUACUGAAAAUUCAAAAUAUAAUAUUUUAUUAACUAUACAAAAAAAUAAGAAUUAUUACACUGACAAUAAAUGGUAUUAAUUAUCAUUUGUAAAUUUGACGUUUGUCAUAAUUAAAUAAGUUACAUUGUUUGUUACCAUUUUAAACGAUUAUCAUCGAAAUACCGUUUAUAUUACGGUUAUAUAUAAAUAAAAUAUUAGUAACUGACGAAAUGAAACCAUUACUAAACAAUUUCUAAACAAUAUUAUCACUAAAAUAACGUGCGUUUCAUUUUUUUUUUUUUUUUCAUAAUAGAAGGAACAGAAAAUUGCAUUUAUGAUCUACAUAAAUAGGAACUCUUUCCCGUUCCUCGUUCCUUCCUAACCCUGAUUUAUAAUGAUGUAUUAUUAUUAGUUAUUACAAAUGUCUAACUUUUUUUUUAAGAGUGCAGACUUGGUUGGGAGAGGGUGGUGAAAUAUAUUUUCACUUACUCUUAAAAUCGACACGGGAAAUGGGCUCUUUUAUAUUUGUAAAAUAGAACAUGUUAAUACAUAAAAUAAGAAAUAUAAUAUUAAAAUGCAUAUUAUAAAUGUAUUGUUCAAAGUGUAAUCUCUAGUUUUUCGUAGAAGAGAAUUUUUCAAUGAUAAUAAUAUAUAUCCACUGAUAAACUAAUUAUUUCUUGGUAAUAUGCAAAAGUACGAGCCCGCAUCCUGGAACGUUUAUUUCGAAAACUAAAAAUCAAUGUUAAGAAUCGAACCACCAAAUUGAAAUGAUAAAUUCAAAAACCUUGACCCGGUUCGACUAUAGAUAGCGAAAAUAAUUUUAUAUUUAUGGAUUUGACAUUGUUAUUAUAUGAUUAUAUAAUUAUUAUUAUUAUCAUAUCAUUAAGGUACUUACUUCAUAAAAAAGUAAAUAUCAAUCGAAAUAAUUGUAAAAGCACUAAAAACAGAUAACAAUGCACACAUAAUUUUACGGUCCACCCACAGGUAUUUUUUAAAAAGGUGCUACACUUUGAAAUCGGUGCAAAAUUUCUGAAAGAAAAUUUGUACACUGUAUAAAAAAAAUAAAAUAAAAAUAAACUUCUUUAUAAAACCAAUACGUUCCUCGCUUCACAUAUUUAAAAUAAAGGAAUCUUAGCGCCGUAAAUUUAUCAGUUUUAACUUUUCGUCAUUUUUCGGUUUUUUCAAUUAUUAAAAAAACUACCUAAAAAUCAAAAAAUCAAUUACGGACCUACAGUAGCGGAUUUUCAACAUUAUUCUAGGGAGGUCCUGAAAAAUAUCAUUUAUAUUUAAAAGGUAUCUCUUUUAAUAGAUGUCUCUAUUUUGGACGAAAUUUCAUUGAAAUUAUAUCAGUGUCUGGGAAGGUGUCCACUGCUUAUCCACGGACCAGAUUAAAAAUACAACAAAAAAGUCUCUAGUCGUUUUUUUACUGGAGCAAUCAUUUAUGUGAGAAAAUUGUCCAAACAGAAAAAAUAAAAAUAAAAAAAUAUAGUAAAACCAGUACAUUCCUCGCUACGCUCCGAAUCUAAAAGAAAUAGAUUUUAAAUGUCCCAAAUAAAAGUACUAGCACCUUUAUUAGCAUUUAUAAAGUUUGCACAUAGAUAUUAUUGGCAAAAUUAUUAUGAAUUGUUUAUUUUAUUUAGUUGUUGUAUACUUUAUUUAUUAUUAUUAUUUUAGGUAGACAAUAUGACUACCUGUUUUUUAGCAGCUCUUUUUCAGGGUGAAAUCUAUUAAAUACUAAACGGUACUAAAUUGUUUUAUAGAAAAACAUCCAUGGGGCCAACGGCAAGUUCAAACAUUUCUUCUAUUCAUAUGUAUGGCCAUUGCAUACGCGUUGAGAGUCAAUCUGUCUGUUGGCAUUGUGGUCAUGACCAAUAAUUCAAUUGCUAACAAAAAUUUUGUUGUGAGUAUCUAACUAAUGUACCUCUAAAAUCUAUAAUAUUCUAACAAUAGUGAGCUCGAGUGAUAAUACAUUGUAAAAUAAUUGAUUAACAUUUUAGGAAUUUUCGUGGGACGGACCAUCAAAAAGCCUAAUAUUAAGUUCUUUUUUUUGGGGCUAUCUAGUUACUCAAAUAUAUGGUGGACAAAUGGCCGAGAAAUAUGGAGGUAAAUAUUUCUUAGUUGGCGCGAUAGGAGUCAGUGGCGUUUUAACAAUAAUGACUCCGUGGUCAGCAAUACACGGUGGUAUACUACUGAUGUGUGCUAAUCGAAUGAUUCAAGGAAUGGCGCAAGUGAGUUUAAAAAUAUAAAUCACGUUUUUAAUAAUAAUAAAGAUGAAACCACAGCAGAGUAUAGAAAAUCACUUAAAAAGAUAAAAUACAUUGCAUACUUUUAGUGUUUUAGAUUGGUUUAAGAGUUAUUUGGAUAAUAAUAGCAAAUAGUUUGGAUUUGAUGACAUUACCGCUAAAAUAAAAUAGGUAGUAAUAAACUUACAGCGGUGUACGUUAAGGCAGUGUCCUGGAUGUAAUUUUAUUUAAUUUUUAACAUACAGUAUUUAUAAUUUAGAAGACGUUUUUUUUCUUUUCUCGUGGGAUUUCUGGAAUGAUGUAAGUACGUAUUAAAACUAUAAAAGAAUUUUAAAGAGUUACUGUGUUUUUAAAUUAUAGAAAGAUAUAAAUUAAACAAAAACAAUGUUUAAAAACUUCAUAAUUAAUAAUAAUUUUUUUUGACAAUUUUGACGAUUGAUUUAACAAUACAUUUUUGUGAUAGUUAUAACUCAUGAAAAGAUUGAAACUGAUUGACGAACAGUGAAUAACUUACUGAUAAUUCCAAACUAUUAAAAAUUAGUAUGGUAAAAAUUGGUUUUACAAUGUUUAUUUUUUUUCUAUGAAAAACUUUUCUACUAGCAAUUUUACUCCAAUUUUUAAUUAUAAUACUUUUUCUGAAAAACAUUUAAAAAAAAAUUAAUGUAUUUUCUUAAAAAAUGUAAAAAGUAACUUGUAACUUUAACUUUUUAAUUUUUGAUUAGUAACUAAUAAUUUAAUUGAGUUACUUAAUUAAGGAAAGUUUAAUUGUAACUUACUCAGUUACUAAAGUUGAGUAACUAGCCCAGCUUUGAUUAUUUGUAAAUAUUAUUCCUAUUAUUGAUAAAUGAUAUGUUGUUAUUUUUUUUCUCCUUACCAGUAUUUUACUUAUAUAUAAUACUAUAUUAUUGUAUUUUUUUAUGAAAUAAUUAUUAUAAAAUAAAUAUUACAAAGCAGUUAUAAAUAUCAAAAAAAUAUACUCAUAACAUACGUAUACUAAGUAGUAGGUAUUUUAUGCAAUACUUCGUUAGUAAUUGAAGGUUAACGUUAAUAAACAAUAUUAUAUAAUAAUACUAUUUUAUGUGCUUGAAAUGUUUGUUUUUAGGGUUUUAUAUUUCCUACACUUAGUGUUUUGUUAUCGAAAUGGGCACCAGCGCCUGAAAAAAGUCGUUUGAUUUCGUUUGUGUUUAGCGGUUCCAAAUUUGGUUCUAUGGUUAUGCUUGCUACAUCAGGAUUUUUAGCUGAUAGUGCAGGAGGAUGGCCGGCUAUAUUUUAUGUAAGCGGUAUUGUAGCAUUAAUAUGGAUAAUAUUCUGGUGUUUAUUGGGAUCUAACGGACCAGAAGAACAUCCGAGUAUAAAUGAGAAAGAAAGACAAUUUAUUAUAGACUCACUAAGUAAAUACUCAUCAAGAAAGGUAAAUAAAUAAAAUUUCAUAUUAAAAAAGAUAAUUUAAAAAUAUUGUUUGCAGCAUUUAAAAACGCCAUGGAACAAAAUAAUUAAAUCGAUACCUAUGUGGUCGUUACUUGUUGUGCAUAUGGCACAAAACUGGGGAUUCUGGAUUUUAUUAACAAAUAUACCAACCUAUAUUAAUUAUAUACUGAAGUUUAAUAUUAAAUCGGUGAACAUUUUGGAGAAUUUAAAUUUUCAUCAGAUUUUUACAAUAUUAUUUUGAAUUUAUUUGUUUUUAGAAUGGAUUUUUAUCAGCAAUGCCAUAUUUUAUCAUGUGGGUACUAAUCAUGGUAUUUUCUUGGAUCAGCGACUACAUCAAUUUACACGGUUUGAUGUCAAAUACACACCAAAAAAAAAUGUGGAAUAGCAUAGCACAGUGGGGUGCAGCCUUAGCAUUGAUGGCCCUCUGUUUAGACACAUCACCAACAAUAGCAAUAAUUUUAUUAAAUGUUGCUUUAGGGCUCAACAGUGCUAUUGUAACUGGUUUUAUGACUAGUCAUAUUGAUUUAGCACCAAAUUUCGCAGGCACAUUAAUGGGAAUUACAAAUAGUUUUUCAAAUGUAACAUCAAUAUUGGGACCAUUGAUAGUAGGAUUUAUCGUUAAAGACGUUGUAAGAUACAUCACUAUACAAAAAAAACAAAAAAAAAAAAUGUUAUUCAAUAUUAAAACUUUUUUAAUGUUCUAGAAUAACAAGACCGAAUGGAAUACUGCAUUUACAAUUUCAGCUGGUAUCUUCUUCCUAGGAAAUUUGAUUUAUAUUAUAUUUGGAAGCGCUGAAGUUCAGCCAUGGAAUGAUCUAUCAAAAACUAACAAAACACAAACAUUAUCAAAAGAAGACAAUAGCGAAAAACCUUGAUUUUGUUUUUAUUGUAGUAUGUUUUAGAGUUGAUUAGACAUUUGCAUUAUUAUUUAAAUAUCAAUAAUUAUUCGUAAUAAUAUUUAAUAAUGUCUCAUAAUUUUUAUUUUUAAUAGAAUACGUACUUAUAGAUUUUAGUGUACCUACCAAGGACCAAAAGGACUUUGCAAAGCCAUCGCUUUUUAUUAAUUUGAUAAACUUACCUUUAAGCAUUUUGAUUUGCCCUUAAAUAAAACUACAACAACAUAA
This is a messenger RNA of Cinara cedri, 7388 nucleotides long. The record is from the annotation of a GenBank genome assembly. NCBI's taxonomy places the organism in Eukaryota, Metazoa, Arthropoda, Insecta, Hemiptera, Aphididae.